This is a messenger RNA of Alternaria viburni, 1416 nucleotides long. RefSeq lists its product as uncharacterized. The transcript has 4 exons. Lineage: Eukaryota; Fungi; Ascomycota; Dothideomycetes; Pleosporales; Pleosporaceae. The record is from RefSeq and is a predicted model, not a curated record. Bases 1 to 1416 code for a protein of 471 amino acids.
AUGGACGGGCACAUCUACGGCAGCCGCGUAACUGAGCUGGAUCCGGGUCAGUGCACGGAUGAAGCGCCCGAACACGAUCCUGAGGGGCCCAAAUACACCGCAAAUCAUGCAUCUGUGGAUGUCAUGGAUGUCGCAUUCAAAAAACUCGACCUCGCUCCUUCGGAAGCCCAGAUCGACUGUACUACUCCCAAGGAGAUUGGUUGUGAUCACAAUCGCAGUCUCGGAAACGAUUUCGAUUACGGUUUCCCCACGAGUACAGCCGAUGAGGAACAAUUUCGAAUGAAGCAAGAGGACGGACAUAGUAAUGAUGACGAUGAUUUACCUCAUGAGACUCUGCUUCUUAUCGACAUGACGAAGGCUCAGCUAGCAGCAUCGCACUGCCGCAUCUGUCGCUUUGUCGCGAAGAUCAUCGAAGCCCAGCACCUCCCAGAAGACAAACACUAUUCGCUGGUAGGAUUUAGAGUGGACUCCACCACCUCUAAUAAUUUCUGUUCAAACAUACCCAACAUUCAAGGAAAAGGAAACACAGGCCUUGCACAAAUUAAGCCUCAUGAUCCGGAGACUGGAGAACAAGUUUGGACAGCCUCUGAUGGAGAGUGGAGCCCGUUCCCACAUCUCGCAAUCACCGAUUUUUCACCGGAGGACAACUCGGUCGAGAAGCGUUCUUACAAGGCCAGCCACAUGAAACUCGAUCAGAUCAAAGGUUGGAUUGAAGACUGCCACAUAAAACACCGCGAAUGUUACAUUGGAGACGUCCAGCAUCUGCUGCAAAACUUGCGUCUGAUUGAUUGUGGUUCAAAGACUGUUGUGCCUGCGCCUGUGGGAUGCCAUUACGUGGCACUGUCUUAUGUUUGGGGACAGCACAACGAUGCUUUUGACGACUUGCAAAAUCCACCAAAGACUAUCGAAGACAGUAUCUAUAUCGCGCAAAUGCUAGGAUACCGGUACCUCUGGAUCGACAGAUUUUGUAUCGACCAGAAUGAUAGAAUGGAUAAGCACACGCAGGUCAGGCAGAUGGGCGAAAUAUAUUCCGCAGCACAGAUUACGCUUGUGGCGGCAGCAGGAAGCGACCCAAGCUAUGGCUUACCCGGCGUCCUGUCGAGGCCACGACUCAUACCGGAAGCCGAGGAAAUCCAAAACAUGUGUCUGAAGCCUCUCCCACGCUUCGUUCAGCUAGCAGAAGUAGCUGAGUCAAGAUGGGCUUCCCGAGCAUGGACCUUCCAGGAAUUCUAUCAUUCCACGAGGCGUUUAAUCUUCACUGAGAACCAGAUUAUCUUUAUGAGUUGCCAACAGAAGAUGGGUAUUGGGCUCAACGUUGGUUACCCCAACAUGGGUUGGCAGGGGAUCAAGGGUCGAGCUGGACCGCUAUUGACCGGGCCGCGGGACAUCUACAGGCCUAUAGCAAUCGGGACUUGA